Neodiprion fabricii is the source of this 1659-nucleotide messenger RNA. RefSeq lists its product as uncharacterized. NCBI's taxonomy places the organism in Eukaryota, Metazoa, Arthropoda, Insecta, Hymenoptera, Diprionidae. The transcript is spliced from 3 exons. The record is from RefSeq and is a predicted model, not a curated record. Bases 39 to 1526 code for a protein of 495 amino acids.
CAGUCCAGAGACAUACUCAGUUGGAACAGUUGAUCAAAAUGAGGGCUGCCGUUUUAAUCAUUUUAGCAAUCGCCUUAACGGCACUAGUAGAAUCGUCUCCAGGUAUAGGAGACACGAGGCGACCCGCCCCUUAUGUCAAUCGUCUGCCACCACCAAAACCACGGUUUCGAAGAUCAGCCGAUCCGGAACCCCAAGGAUCCGUAAGUGCCACUUGGCAGAAGAAUCUCGAUGGUCCAGAACGUCGACCUUCUUACAACGUCGACUAUCAGCAGAAGCUCUUCGAGAACAAACAUGGUUCGAUAAGCGCAACAGGGGGAGCUCAGAAAUACCCAGGUCAAAGGUGGGAACCAACUGUCGGACUACAAGGAUCCUUCCGAUUCCGUAGAUCGCCGGAACCACAGCCGGAACCUCAAGGAUCUGUGAGCGUUACAGCGCAAAAGAAUCUCAGUGGUCCAGAACGCCGACCUUCUUACAACGUCGACUACCAGCACAAGCUUUUUGAGAAUAAGCAUGGUUCGAUCAGCGCCACAGCAGGAGCUCAGAAGAAUCCAGGACAGAGAGUGCAACCUACUGUUGGAGUGCAAGGGUCUUUCCGAUUCCGUAGAUCGCCGGAACCACAACCGGAACCUCAAGGAUCUGUGAGCGUUACAGCGCAAAAGAAUCUCAGUGGUCCAGAACGCCGACCUUCCUACAACGUCGAUUACCAGCACAAGCUUUUUGAGAAUAAGCAUGGUUCGAUCAGCGCCACAGCAGGAGCUCAGAAGAAUCCAGGACAGAGAGUGCAACCUACUGUUGGAGUACAAGGGUCCUUCCGAUUCCGUAGAUCGCCGGAACCACAGCCGGAACCCCAAGGAUCCGUACGUGCCACUUGGCAGAAGAAUCUCAGUGGUCCAGAACGCCGACCUUCUUACAACGUCGAUUACCAGCACAAGCUUUUUGAGAAUAAACAUGGUUCGAUCAGCGCGACAGGCGGAGCUCAGAAGUACCCGGGCCAAAGGUGGGAACCAACUGUUGGAGUACAAGGAUCUUUCCGAUUCCGUAGAUCGCCGGAACCACAGCCGGAACCCCAAGGAUCCGUACGUGCCACUUGGCAGAAGAAUCUCAGUGGUCCAGAACGCCGACCUUCUUACAACGUCGAUUACCAGCACAAGCUUUUUGAGAAUAAACAUGGUUCGAUCAGCGCGACAGGCGGAGCUCAGAAGUACCCGGGCCAAAGGUGGGAACCAACUGUUGGAGUACAAGGAUCUUUCCGAUUCCGUAGAUCGCCGGAACCACAGCCGGAACCCCAAGGAUCCGUACGUGCCACUUGGCAGAAGAAUCUCAGUGGUCCAGAACGCCGACCUUCUUACAACGUCGAUUACCAGCACAAGCUUUUUGAGAAUAAACAUGGUUCGAUCAGCGCGACAGGCGGAGCUCAGAAGUACCCGGGCCAAAGGUGGGAACCAACUGUUGGAGUACAAGGAUCAUUCCGGUUCCGGAGAGCAGCGGAGUCAGAAUCCGAAGAAAAGAUCGUUCAACAAGAUUAAAAUUGAGUCGUUGUUUAUGUCCAAUUGACUUAUACUUGUCUUAUAUAUAUUUGCCACUUUACCACCAAAUUUCAUUCAAAUUACCUAAUAUAUGUUUGAAUAAAUAAUACUUGAUUUCUUCUCUAUAAAAUAA